CUGAAACGUCAAAACACUGAAGUGAUAGAAAAUAGAAAUGGAGUGCCCAUUGUUGUAAUUAUUUUAAUCAAUUUCUCCAUGCUGAAAUUGUCGCUGGCAUUUUACGAUAAUAUUUCUGCAACCAUACAUUUUAGGACUUUUGAUCUGAUGAGAAAUGAAAAAUUUUGAUUCUGAUGAGCAUUUAAGAGAUAACGGACGAUCCACUGAUGUUUUAAUUGAUAAAAGAGGUCAAAAUUGUUCAGGAAAUGAAGAAGUGCUGAUCAGAAACAAUAAUGGGUUCAAAUUUUCAAUGGGACAAAAAGGAUAUGGUUAUGAAAACCUUCCCACAUACAGCAACAACCAUGACAGUCCAAGUUACAGCUUACCAGCUUGUGUUAACACAGUCAACCAUGAGAAUUACUACGAUAAUACAAUAGACAAUAAGUCUGACAAGCUUAUCCAGGACAAUACUCCCAACUCUAUCUCAAGUGAAUCGUGGUUUAGAACUUGGCCAGAACGGUACGAUAAACUGAAAAGUUGUAAUUCUAGCCCAGUUCAUAAUCAAGCAAAUCCUUAUGAUGGUAUCGGCAAUAAGAAUGUUAAGAAUAAGUUUACAUUUAAUGAAGCACUGCAAAACAUAUCGCUAGCCUAUAGCCCUGUUACAAAGCAAUUACAUGUAGUUGAAAAAUCUGAAAUCGUGGAUAUCGGCCUUCCUGUAAGUGAGAAAGAUGAAUGCAGGAAUGAAGAAUGCAAAAAUGAGGAUAGUGAAAAUACCAUUGUUGGAAAGAAACUGGGACAUAGAAGAAUUGAGGCUGGAUCAUUUUCGAGCACUGUUUCAACUUUGAGUGGAAUCAGCGAUCCAUCAACCUCUGGCAGCCUUUUGGGUUCUGAUGAUCAGUCACUCUCUAGCUUUGAUAUUCCCAGCUCGAAGCCAAGGAAAAAGAGUAUAACUAAUUUUUUUUCAAAGCAUGUAUUUUCUUGGAAAGGAUCCUCGAAUGAACCAGCACAUUUCAGUAGCAAUGUUUGGAAUAUAUUCAAUAAACAGUCAAUCCAGAGUCUCCCAUCCUCACCAGUUAAUGUAGUUGCAAGUUCUUCUGCUCUAAUUCAAAAUGAAAGACCUUCCAAUCUGCCAGCAAAAUCCGUUGAAGAGGAACAGAAGCACAGGGACGAAUAUAAGGCAAUACUUGCAGCAGCCAAAAAGAAAGAUGCUCAAUCAUCAGCUGCUAGACACAAACAACGAAAACUUCAACUGAAGUUGGAAGAACAGCUAGCAGCGGCUACAAAACAUUUCACUCAAUCUGUUCUUCCAAAUUGGGACGCAAUGCGUUCAAACAGAAAAACUAUCGAAUUAUGGUGGCAAGGCCUUCCGUCCAGUGUACGGGGAAAAGUAUGGAAAUUAGCCAUAGGUAAUGAUUUGAAUCUCACUCAACAGCUCUACGAAAUUUGCCUUUCCCGUGCUCAAAACAGACUCAACAGUCCAGAACCGCCUCCAUGUAAUCCAGAAAUCGAUCAAGAAAGUAGUAUGGAUGUUAUCCAGUUAGAUAUUUCAAGAACGUUUCCCCAUUUGUGUAUUUUUCAAGAGGGAGGCCCUUAUUCGGAUACUUUACAUUCCUUACUUGCAGCAUAUGUAUGUUAUCGUCCGGAUGUGGGUUACGUUCAGGGUAUGUCCUACAUAGCUGCCAUUUUGAUAUUGAACAUGGAGCCUUUCGAUGCUUUUAUUUGUUUUGCCAAUUUACUGAAUCAACCGUUACACUUGUCGGCAUUCACUCUCAAUCAGGAACAAAUGCAAGCUUAUUAUAGUGCUUAUAAUCAGGUAUUUAGUUAUAAUCUUCCAAAACUAUACUCACAUUUCGAGAGAUCAGGACUGACGCCGGACCUGUAUCUGUUGGAUUGGAUUUAUACGAUUUUUGCCAAAGCGAUGCCGUUAGAUAUUGCGUGCAGAGUUUGGGACGUUUUUCUCAGGGAUGGAUAUGAGUUCAUAUUUCGAACAGCUUUAGGUAUUCUACAUUUGCACCAAGACGAUCUGAUGGAGAUGGAUUUUUUACAUGGAGCUCAGUUCCUAACCCACCUGCCCGAUGACAUAUCAUCGGAUCACUUAUUCAAAAGUAUACAGUUAGUUAGUACAACAAUAGGAAAACGAACUUUUUAUCAAAUUGUUGAAAAAUGCUUUUUCUCUCUACCGGAAUCGAUGAGAUAGUACAUAAUGUUAUCGGUUAUUGUAAAUAUCACACAAUAGCAAAAAGUCCGGAACUGAUAGCAUUUCAAGGCUGUAUGUAUGAUAUUCUUUUGAUAAAAAACAUAUGUGAGGUGUGCAAUGCUAAGGUCAGGUAGAUAUGGAAAUUCAAAAAUACUUAGGAUCUGUUUCAGUUCAGUGAAAAAGUCUACAUACAAAUUGACUAAUUAUGUUUGAUUUUCUGCAGUUAUAUUUAUGGGAAAUAGGAUUCAAUCAUAUGGUAAUUUUGCUCUUGCUGGUAAUGUUAAGCUCAAACUUGUUUCUACUUUCUCUCUUUCACAGCAAUAUUUUUUUGUAUAUGUCCUUAUAUUUUUCUUUGUUGUACGUUCUGAACACUUUUAUGAGUUCCGAUUGCUCAAUACCUAAAAUUACCACUUGUUUGGCUAUAUAUUAUUGUUAAUAAUAUUUGUUUUCAUCUUUCCACCAGUGUCUUGAAAUUUAGAUAAAAAUUAUAGUUCGCCCAUCACUCUGAGUCCUGAUUAAUGUAUUUAUAAUAUUUUUUGUAAACGGAGUUCAAAAAACUUUUUAAUACUGGUAUUGGUUGUCGUUCGUAGGGGUGCGACAGCUGGUUAACAGAAAAACAGAUUUUAAAACAGAUUUUUUUUUCAAUUAGCGAUUUCAUUCUAUAUAUCUUUGGAAACUGAAAUAUAUCACUAAUAUUGUGUUUUCCUUCAGUAACAGUUAAAUUAUUGACAUAGUACACAGCAACAAAACUUUAGAUGAUUUAUAAUUUGCACCAGCAUUCACAAAUAAAAUACCGUACCUUGAUAGGUUGUAUUGGAACCUCUGACGUAAAAUGAAUCUAUUGAAACUACUUUUUCCACACCGAGACAAAAAUACUCUCUCUCUCUCUCUCUCUCUCUCUCUCUCUCAACGUGAAUUUCACUAAAGAAGACAGUAUUAUCUCUGCUUUGGGACGGAACAUGGUAUAUUGCUCUGCCGAUUAAAAAAAAUAUUUUCACUGUAACUUAUUUAUUGACAAAGAUAUUGAAAAUUCGUUUAUACUUUACCGUAGAGACUUUCCAUGAGCUUUCGAUUUUUCUAAUGGAAAAAACUAUCAUUCAUCAACAUUUAUUUUUUCUGAAGGAAAAUACAUUUGUUUUUCAUUUAUGUUGAACGUUUCUUCUCUCCUAAAUGAGUCUAAAUAUUUCAACCAUUCGAGCAGACCUGCUCUUUGUGGAUUUUUUUGGAUUUUUGAUGAAGAGAACCAACUGAAAUUACAAUGAGUCUUAAUGAGGCUUACCCAUUUUGGUAAACCAUAUAAAUUAGUGGGUUUACGGAAAUGAGGAAUUAUUUGAAUGCAUUCUGUUUUACUUAGCGAAUUUUUUGUUCAACUGAUCUUAUUGAAUCACCUCUUAGUUUUUUGUGUGGUACCUAAUGUUAUACUAUAAAUCAACUGAAAUAAUGGUUAUUGUAGUUUUCUCGUACUUAUUCAAGUUACUUUUAGUAUGAUGAGGUCAUGAUAAAACAUUUUUACAUUCAGAUCAAAUAUUUUACAAGGGCUGAUUGCUCGAUAACAGUAAGCAGAAGGAAAGAAAAACUGCACCUUAUAUUUGAUUCUUCCAAUUCUGAAGAUGGAGGGAGAUUUUGGCUUUCGAAAUGUUAAGAUAAGUAUCUGUACAAUUUUCCUAGUUCUUUUUUGGAUGGCAAAAAUUAUCAAAUACGACAAGUUACUGAUGAAUAGCGUAUUUUCUUUUGUGAAAAAUACAUUGAAUUUACGCAUUGACUCAUCUGGAUAAAUCAAAAGUUUGCCCUUUCUAUAUCUAUAUAAAGUUCCCCGUUACAGUUUCAAAUGUUUUCAGAUUGUAGAAAAUGAUAUUCCCAGAAAGUUCAAUAAAAAAUUUUGCGUUUUCUAUUGAAAAAAUCUGUUAAAAUCUGUUUUUCCUUUAACCAUCUGUUGAAAACAUAGAUGAUAUUGUCAUAAGGGGGUGGUCAAGUGCACUGUUUAAUGACUUUCUUGUUACAUGAUGGAAACACAAUCAUAUUUUUUUUCAAAGAUUUUGUGGAAACAAGAAAUCUUUGAUAGAAUUUUUUUCAAACACAAGGAUGUGGCAUUUCUUCAAAGACAAUUAUUUAACGCUCACUUGAAAAUAAAUCGAAUAUCAUUAGAAAUGUAGUCAGUUUACUUCUCCGAUAAUUUUCUCAAACAUAACCUGUUCUUACUAAUAUAUUAUUUCAGAUUCUUUUUGUUGGUAUGUAUGUACAUAUUUAGUAUUUUUUACAUAUGCGAAGUGUAACCUGAUUUGUAUGUUUCAGUUUCAAUGUUUUUUUAUUAUAAACGUGUUUUUCGAAAUAAUGAAUUUCCGUAUAUGUUUUGCUUUGAUUAACUUUUUGCCUAUAUUUUUGCGCUAAUGAGCAGUUUCAUAUAAUUAGAAAAAAAAAGAUCUGAAUUGCCUAAACCAAUUUAUCCAGUCAAGUUAUCUGAAAAAUCACACUGGUUUCAAAACUACUAUCAUGUGGAAUUAUUAGUCAUAUUAAGAAAGAAUGAAUCUAUGAAAAAAUUGACAUUGAAUGAAGUCGAAUGUUAAGAUAAGUUAACUUGAUAGGAGUUAUUUUUACAAAAAAUGUUAUGAAAUUUUGCUAGACAAAAUCUUUUAACUAAUAUAAAUACUACUGAUCAAAAUGCUUGUGUCGGGAGACCUUGAUUUUUGUUCUGGUGUUGGGAAAGUGUUUCCAAUAGAUUAUUUUUAUGCCAGUGGUUCCAGUACAAAUUAUCAACAUAAAUGAAUUAAGCAAUGUCA
Molecule: messenger RNA, 4953 nt
Organism: Leptinotarsa decemlineata (Colorado potato beetle)
Lineage: Eukaryota; Metazoa; Arthropoda; Insecta; Coleoptera; Chrysomelidae
Product: TBC1 domain family member 12
Biological process (GO): regulation of GTPase activity
Molecular function (GO): GTPase activator activity; small GTPase binding
Source: RefSeq, a predicted model, not a curated record